Molecule: messenger RNA, 2678 nt
Organism: Poeciliopsis prolifica (blackstripe livebearer)
Lineage: Eukaryota; Metazoa; Chordata; Actinopteri; Cyprinodontiformes; Poeciliidae
Gene: fth1b
Product: ferritin, heavy polypeptide 1b
Exons: 5
Coding region: 326-859 (177 amino acids)
Biological process (GO): iron ion transport; intracellular iron ion homeostasis
Cellular component (GO): cytoplasm
Molecular function (GO): ferric iron binding; ferrous iron binding
Source: RefSeq, a predicted model, not a curated record
AACAAUAUUAUGCUACAUGUCGCUGGCAGGCUCUGUCGAUUAAAAUGCAUGUAAUUCGUUAAUGUCUAGUAAAGAGCGAUAAUAAUGGGGGUGAACGAUGAAGAGGAAUUGCGAAUGAGUUUCGCUUAUUUCCUACUGUCAGUGAAUACAACACUAGACGGUGGUCUACUCUGCUAAACGGUUGCGGUGACUGAGUAACGUUCAGGUGGCGUGUAUCUCUUAAACCUUUAAUAUUAAAUAUAUUGCACUGCAGUACAGUCAGUAAUUAUUACUAAAGUGAAAAGGAGAUUUGAAAGUAUUUGAAACAGUUGUAACGUUGAUAGAAAUGACUUCCCAAAUCCGACAAAACUUCCAUCAGGACUGCGAGGCUGCAAUCAACAGACAGAUCAACUUGGAGCUGUAUGCCUCCUAUGUUUAUCUCUCAAUGGCAUACUAUUUUGACAGGGAUGAUAAAUCCCUAGAAAAUUUUGCUAAGUUCUUUAAUGCCCAGUCAAAAGAGGAGCGUGAGCAUGCAGAGAAGUUGAUGAGUUUGCAGAACCAGCGUGGAGGCAGAAUUUUUCUGCAGGAUAUUAAGAAACCCGAUAGAGACGAGUGGGGGAGCGGCCUGGAAGCCUUGGAGUGUGCUUUGCAGCUAGAGAAAAGUGUAAACCAAUCCCUGCUGGACCUGCAGAAAAUGGCAGCCGAACACAAUGAUCCUCAUAUGUGUGACUUUGUAGAAACACAUUUCCUAGAUGAGCAGGUUAAAUCCAUCAAGCAGCUGGCAGACUGGAUCUCAAACCUGCGUCGCAUGGGCGCUCCUCAGAAUGGGAUGGCCGAGUACCUCUUUGACAAACACACCAUGGGAGAAGAAGCCAGUUAAACUGAGUAGCAAAUCAUCAUCUAUCUUCACCUAUAGGGAAGCAUUCUUUGUUCUCAAAAUGUCAUUUCAUGACAUUGAGCUAUUUAUGAAUCAACCUUCUGUGGCAAUAUUUAGAUAAAUAUGUGUUUGGAGUAUAGACCAUGCCAAAGUAACAUUUAUCAAUGGUUGUAUGAUGGGAAAGAAAGUUCACCUUCACAGCUGGAUUAAGACCACUCUAUGUUCUCCAGAAUUUACAAAACCGUUCAAAUCAUAGAAAACCUCAUUGUAGCGAGGAGGCAAGCAAUGCCAUACUGCCUUGUUAGUCACAUAUAUGACUCCAGAAAAAAUUAAGAGACAACUUAAAAUAAUCAGUUUCUCUCAUUUUACUCUGUAUAGGUAUAUGUUUGAGUAAAAUGAACAUUGUUGUUUUCUUCUAUGAACUACUGACUACAUUUCUCUUAGAUUCCAACCAAAGAUUUUGUAUUUAUUUGCAGAAAAUGAGAAACGGUCAAAAUCAUGAAAAAGAUGCUGUGCUUUCAAGCCUCAAAUAAUGCAAAAAAAGAAGAAAAAAAAACAAGUUCAUAUUGAUUUAGAAACAACAAUUCCAAUUUUUUAACUCAGGAAGAGUUUAGAAAUCAACAUUUGGUGGAAUAACCAGGAGGUUUUAAAUAGGGCUCAGUCCAGAGGGCUCUUCAUUUUUUUUUCAGAGCUGUAUUUGUUCUUGCUCCAUUAUUGGCUAUCCUACUGCAAUGGAGUUGCCACAGGGAAUACCGCCACACUAUGGUUUGCCCUCAUAAUCUGCAGAAUUUACCUAUAAUUGUAUGCAGUUUCUGGUCCUAAAUCAUCAGUUUCAGCGUGAGAGGAACAAACUUUAUCUUCAUCAGCUUUCUGACAGCACAAGAGGAUGCAUUUGAAGGGUUCUCUGUGAUGUGUAAUUAUAUUUAUCUGAGAUACUUCGCAAGUGCAGGAUCCACACAGAACGUCCUCAAGAUGGGUUUUUUAUAAUCACUGUUUCAGUUUAUUUUUAGAAUUGUGCUGUCUUCAUUGUAAAAUUAUUUCAGAAACCCUUCUCAUCCUACUCGCCGCCCUCCAGAUCUAAAUACAAUACCACGACUACCGUUAGACAUCAAUGCACGAUGAACUUUCAACAAUCUCCUUACCUAUAUUCACAGUUUAUUUGCUUCUAAAACGCCAGGGUUCACACUCCAUGAGGAGCACAACUCAUAAAGACUUUUCUGGGCAAAAUGCACAAGCGUAAUGUGAAUUUCUUUUUUUGAGAGCAGCAAUGCUGCUUCCAGGCUCCUUCCUGUAGAAUUUGUAAAUAAUGUCCAACCACCAGGAUGUCUGGAGAAACAUUGCUAAGCUGCAUUGUGCAUUAUAGGGACCACUGACUCUUGGGGAUGUGGUGCAGUCUCAGACCAGUGUGAAGGAGAACUUGCUGAAAGAUACGCUUAUUUUCCAGCUGUAAAAUUGUUUUACUUAUAACCGAUGAUGGUGUCUUUCACUAGCAUUAUAGCCAUAACCUGCACUUAGAACUGAAUUACAGUCCUACAAACAAAGCCAUAUAAACUUGUACUCAGUAUAGAUUGUGAAAAUAGUAAGGAUCAUAUGUAUUUUUUUCUAAAUUGAUCUUUUCAUUAUUUAAAGUGAUGGACCACCCAUUACAUUAUAUGUUUGUUCAUUAUUGAAAAGCUGUUUUGUUGUUAUAAUUUUCUCAUUUUUGGUCAGUUUCUUCAUAACUUUUAAAGUUUGAGUUCAGUAUUCUGUAGUUACUGUACAACAUUGAAUAGUCUUGUAUGUACAAAAAGCGUAUGAAAAUAAAGCGAUAAUAUUCAAAUUA